AUGUCGGACUACUACCGGCAAAUAUCAUCGGCAAAAGAUACCUAUGAACGUAUCGCGAUGGAAGCCGGGAAUAAGGCGAACGGAAGCACAGUGACCCUGUUGAUCAAGGCAAUCCUAGGAGGAUGGAUGGUGGGCCUAGGAGGAUACGCAGCCUCAGUUAUCGCCUCACUGUACUACGUACCCAAUACGAGUAACGCAACGGCGAAGACAGCAUUCGCUAUCGUUUUCCCAGUGGCGCUCAUGAGCAUCCUCUUCACGGGCUCAGACCUCUACACGGGCAACACAAUGUGCUUCACAUUCGCACUGUUCAACAAGAAAAUCAACGCACUCACGUACGUGCUGAAGCUGAUGGUGUCAAUAGCAGGAAACUUCGUGGGAACAAGUCUGGCAGCGCUGGUGCUGACAGGAGGAACGGGACACUUCAUGAAGGACACGGGAGCAGGAGCAGAGUACAUGGUCUCACUCGCAAGAGCGAAGACCAGCCUGCCCUUCUGGAGAGUGAUGCUCUCAGCAGUGGGCUGCAACUCGCUGGUGUGCCUGGCAGUGUGGAUGUUCUACUGCUCGUACGACUCCGGGGGCGCAUGCCUGAACAUCCUGGGGCACAUCGGAGCAUUCGCAGUAGCAGGACUGGAACACAUCAUAGCAAACUUCUACAUCCUGAACGCAGCGCUGCUGUCAAGAUCAGGAAUAACCUUCGUGGACGUGUACGUGCACAACUUCAUACCGACCUGGCUGGGAAACACGAUCGCAGGAGUCUUCGUCCUGGGAGUACCAAUGUCACUCCUCUACAAUCAGCCCUCCAAGGAAGGAACGCUCGAAUACUCAAGAAGCCUGAGGUCGAUGCAAAGAACGACCAGCGCAGACAUUGUGAUUAACACCACGGGAACAUACAGCCACGAGAGAUUAGGAGUAGAAAGGGUAAGCAAAUGUUAUCUCCGACUAAAGACGUCGGAACACGAAGAUUUAUUGUCACCAGUACUAGGUGGAAGCUAA
This is a messenger RNA of Theileria orientalis strain Shintoku, 993 nucleotides long. RefSeq names its product formate/nitrate transporter. The coding region runs from base 1 to 993 and encodes 330 amino acids. The transcript is spliced from 2 exons. The record is from RefSeq and is a predicted model, not a curated record. Gene Ontology annotation, biological process: transmembrane transport; nitrite transport. NCBI's taxonomy places the organism in Eukaryota, Apicomplexa, Aconoidasida, Piroplasmida, Theileriidae. Gene Ontology annotation, molecular function: high-affinity secondary active nitrite transmembrane transporter activity. Gene Ontology annotation, cellular component: membrane.